AUGGUUAUGGCUGCGGUUGAGGGUGUUUACAAAAAGAACAAGCUGGAGCUGAUCUCUUCGAAAAUCUAUCAAGAGAGCUGGGGCGUGCGAAAGCUAUGCCAAUUGGUUAAAGCCAGGCUCUACAAGAAGACCCCUCCGAAGGAUCAGAUUCUCUUGGACCUCCUCGCCGUUCUGAUGGCCUGCAGCGUUGAGGAGCUGGUGCAAACCUGGGUGGAGAUCCGGACAAAGGUGAAAGCCAUGGGUGCAGCAGACGAUGAUGCUGACAGCACGCUAUCUUCUGAUUCACGUGCAAACUCGUUCUCCUCAGACACCACGGCCGAGCCUGAGACCGCGACACCUGUGACUACUGAUGAUGAGGUGCUUGGUGGUGUGGCAGCCAUGUCUCUCGACAGUGGUGCCAUGGACGAGUCGCAAGCGGAAGCCUCUCGGGAUGAGGCUUCCGAGGAUGAUGAAGUGAUGGUGGUGGGUGACACACCCGCGAGGCCCUCGCUGGAAGAUCUUCCCCUCGAGGAAUUGCAGAGGCGUUUGGACACAACGUCAAAGCAGCUUCAUUCGGCAAGGCUCCGGAACAUUAGCAUGAUUUCAUUUCUGUCUCUAUUCCGUGUGCAGCUGAAAAGGCACUUCAAGUUCCAUGCAUGCAAGAAACGAGUCGAGGGCCUGCUCUCUCGACCACACAAGGGCCCGAAGGUAACCUUUGUGGACGAGUCCCCAGUACGACCUUUCCAGUACACAAUGGACACGGAUGAGACACAGAUCGACGAGCCGGACACCGAGGCACUUGCAACCGUCACGGACCCAGAGCCCGAGGCACUUGGAACCGCGAUCACCGAUGGAACCGUCACGAACCCCGAAGCCACCGAGGCACUUGGAACCACGGACACCGAGCCGACCGUCACUCCGACCCCCAAUGGGACCCCCUCUGGUUCCAUGACAUCAGGGGGUGAGCCAGACACGGAGGUUUCUUCCUGUGUAGCCGUUAACCUUUUCCCCGAAGUCCCGGAUGGCUAUGUGACGAGGCGGGAUCAGCUUGCGAUGCGUCCCAAAAAGGACAAGGGCAAGGGCAAGGGUAAGGGUGCAAAGAAGGGCAAAGGUGAAAGCUCCAAGCCUGCAAAGCUCUCUCGGACAAAGUCGAGCAAGAAGCUUGGCAAGCUCAAGCGUAUGAACGCCAAGUCCAAUCAGGCCUUUGAGGAUGAAGGCGACGAGCUCGGUGCUGGUGCCGUGGAAGACGCGAUGCCUUCAGAGCCUUCUUCCAGCUCCAUGCCCAAGCCAAAGAAGGCCCCGAAGCGCAAAGCCUUGCCGCCCACCCCGGAGAUUGAGGAUCCGCAGCCAAAGAGGGCCCCGAAGCGCAAAGCCUUGCCACCCACCCGUGAGAUGAUUGAGGAUCCGCAGCCAAAGAAGAGGGCCCCGAAGCGCAAAGCCUUGCCGCCCACCCGUGAGAUUGAGGAUCCGGCCCCGAAGCGCAGAGCUGCGCCUCCCACCCGUGAGAUUGAGGAUCCGGCCCCGAAGCGCAGAGCUGCGCCUCCCACUCGUGAGAUUGAGGAGCCAAGUGUGACGGCGCCCAAAGGCUUAGGGAGGGGCGGGAAGGUGCCGAGGUUUGCUUCCGGCUUCGGACCGGAAGACUUCCAGUCCAACCUCAAGCUCGAUAGCCCCGUCAACUCCAUGGAAGCAGCGGCCGGGAAGCUGUUGGAGAUUAUGCAUGAGUGCACAAGGGCGGGGGGCCACACACCGAACACAUCCCCUCAGUUUCCUCUCAAAGCUCCUGUUCGAUUGAGCGUUUAUUGGAAGAAGCCCGCCGUUGGGGUCAAGGUUGAGAGAUUCGAAGGUUGUGUCGUCAAGACGCCCCAGUUGCAUUUUGUGUCUUGGAAGUCACCUUGCAUCUGCACACAGAUCUAUGUAGCUUCCCAGCUUGGCAAUGCAGAGUGGUGGUACACUGUCCAGAGGGAUAACCAGAGGGAUCGCAAAGUCAACGAGCUGAAGGACAUGCUGAUGCAGGCUCACACCAGCGCGGUGCGGACCUUCACUGGCGAGAAUGAUGAGUGA
Symbiodinium sp. CCMP2592 is the source of this 2040-nucleotide messenger RNA. The record is from the annotation of a GenBank genome assembly. NCBI's taxonomy places the organism in Eukaryota, Dinophyceae, Suessiales, Symbiodiniaceae.